CACACACACUGUGCACACACCUCACAGGCUGGACCCACGCUGCUGUCGGGGCAGAGCGCAGGCUUCACGGAGCCGUUACCAGAGAGAGGAGCGGACACAGCAGAGAGGAGAGGUGCUGCAGGAGGAGGCACGGCAUGUUCGUUGUUUCUGAGGAUCGAGAGCGCGCUGCUUUUCAUUUAUUUCAUUACUUUUGUGCCUCGCUGAGAAGCAGCUUCGGACUGGGGUUUACGUGGCUUUGAGAGCUGUUACCGUUGGACUUUUUUUUUCUUCGGGUUUCUUAUAAAGCUCCUAUCGGAGAACCAGCCAAACCCCCGUGUGCGUAAAAUCCGCGAGCGGGAGGACGCAGAGUUGUAGGGAGAUACCGGGACAGGGAGAGUCCCCCUCAUCGGUCAGAAGUUGGCGCACCCCGGACCCUGCUGUCCUGUCCGGACUCUGCGAAGCGCAGAUAUCGCCUGAAGCCUCCCAGCUGCGGAGCGCACGCAGCACUGAUCAAGGAGUUUGUUGAUUCACUGUGGGUUUUUUCUUCUUUUUUUUGGAUGCGGUUUGGUGGCAUCGCUCCGCUAAAUGGACAGAGUUAAAAGGACAGCGCUUACAAAAUAUUCAGAUUUUUCUCAAUGACAAGUAGUUGGCGCACACUUUUGUCCACCAAUGGUUUAAUAGACACCGUGGGCUUUUUACUACAGCGGUUUAGUUUUCACUGCUGGUCCCGAACGGCUGUGGAUUUUUCUUUUUUUUUUCUUUUGGAGGAACGGCAGCAUUCCAAUCCUGCAAGGUGGAAACAUUAGAUACUUAAAACUAUCUACAAGUUUUUUUGUUUUGUUUUUUCGUUUUGUGUGUGAUUCAACAUGGAUUUUGUGUUCUCGUUGGUUGGAUUUUUAAUGGCAGUGUGCCAUGUGUCGUUAAGAGUCAGAGGACAAAACGCGCCGGAGUGCGGAGGUCUGCUAGAUGCCAGCGAGGCCGGUUAUAUCACCUCCCCUGGUUAUCCUCUGGAGUACCCCCCACACCAGAACUGCCACUGGAUCAUCACGGCGCCGGAGCCCUCGCAGCGCAUCGUCCUCAACUUCAACCCUCACUUUGAGAUCGAGAGGCUCGACUGCAAAUACGACUUCAUAGAGAUCCGCGAUGGAACUUCAGAGACGGCCGAUGUUUUGGGGCGGCAUUGCAGCAACAUCGCCCCAGGGCCAAUUAUCUCAUCUGGGCCAUCCCUCCAAAUCAGAUUUGUCUCCGACUACGCCCAUCAGGGAGCCGGCUUCUCUUUGCGCUACGAGAUAUUCAAAACAGGCUCGGAAUUCUGCUUCCGCAAUUUCACCAGCCCUUCCGGCAUGAUCGAGUCCCCGGGGUUCCCAGAUAAAUACCCUCACAAUCUGGAAUGCUCCUACAUGAUCAUUGCCCCGCCCCACAUGGACAUCACGCUCACCUUCCUGACCUUCGACCUCGAGAACGACCCCCUGCUGGUCGGAGAGGGUGACUGCAAGUACGACUGGCUGGACGUGUGGGACGGUUUGCCACAAGUGGCUCCUCUGAUUGGCCGGUACUGCGGGACAAAGAUACCCCCAGAGAUCCAAUCGUCCUCCGGCCUGCUGUCCCUCUCCUUCCACACCGACAUGGCCGUCGCCAAAGACGGCUUCUCCGCCCGCUACAACAUGACACAAAAAGAAGUCUCCGACUCAUUUCACUGCAGCAUGGCACUGGGCAUGGAGUCGGGGAAGAUCAGCGACGAUCAAAUCACGGCCUCGACGUCCUUUUACGACAAUCGCUGGCUGCCGCGCCAGGCUCGCCUCAACAACGAUGACAACGCUUGGACGCCAGCAGAGGACAGCAACAAGGAAUACAUACAGGUGGAUCUUCAUUUCCUCAAGGUUUUGACCGGUAUUGCCACACAGGGUGCCAUAUCCAAGGAAACGCAGAAGUCCUACUACGUCACAACCUUCAAGCUGGAGGUCAGCACCAAUGGAGAGGACUGGAUGGUGUACCGCCACGGCAAGAACCACAAGAUUUUCCACGCUAACACAGAUCCGGCCGAGGUGGUUCUCAACCGCGUCCCGCAGCCGGUCUUGGCCCGGUUCGUUCGGAUCCGACCACAGACCUGGAAGAAUGGCAUCGCCCUCCGUUUCGAGCUCUACGGAUGCCAGAUUACAGAUGCUCCGUGUUCGGACCUGCAGGGGCUGAUGUCCGGCCUGCUCCCCGAUGCCCAGAUUUCAACCUCGUCCAGCAGGGACGUGGUGUGGAAUCCCGGAAGCACCCGUCUCGUGGCCAGCCGCUCCGGCUGGUUCCCUGCUCCUGCGCAGCCACUGGCUGGAGAGGAGUGGCUGCAGGUGGACCUGGGUUUAGCCAAGACAGUGCGCGGAGUCAUCACCCAGGGAGCGAGGGGAGGAGACGCAGGAAGUGGAGCGGCCACAGAUAACCGGGCAUUUGUCAGGAAGUACAAAGUGGCACACAGCCUGAAUGGGAAAGAUUGGAAUUUCAUCAUGGACAGCAAGACUAGCUUACCAAAGAUCUUUGAGGGGAACACACACUAUGACACCCCAGAGCUCCGGCAUUUCGAGGAGACGGUGGCCCAGUAUGUCCGGCUCUAUCCAGAGCGGUGGUCUCCGGCAGGCAUUGGGAUGAGAGUGGAGAUUCUGGGCUGUGACCUUCCAGAAACCUCAACCCCAGCAGACACCACCACACCCACGCUGCCAGCUGACGUCGAAACCACCACGGUCCCUGUCACGACUACAGCGGCCACCUCUCCUCCAUCAGACACCGUGUGUGAGUUCGACCACGGCCUGUGUGGGUGGACGCACGACCCCAACGCCCCGCUGCUCUGGUCCCUGCACAGCAACGAGCUCAACAGCUAUCUGUACAUAGACGCAAGCCUAAAGACUGAGCAGCAGCGAGCUCGGCUCUUGAGCCCUGUGUUGACCGCCGACACUGGGCCCCUGUGUCUAGUCUUCUCUUACCAGAUAUCGGGGGAGGCCCAGGGCCACCUCAGGGUCCUGGUACAGGAUGCCCACUUUGAAGAGACAGUCCUGUGGACGCUAACAGAUGAUCAGGGCCCCGUCUGGAAGGAGGGUCGAACCAUACUACCUCGAUCUCCUAAAAGCGUCCAGGUUGUGAUGGAGGGUUACUUUGUGCACGGCACCAGAGGGCACAUCUGGAUAGAUAACAUCCACAUCAGCUCGAGCACCCCACUGACGGAGUGUACACAACCCUUCGCGGCUUUUCCUCCCGAAAAUCCAGGGGGAGGCGUUCCUGUGCCUCCCUUGCCCAUCCACUGGUAUUACAUUAUGGCUGCCGGGGGCGCCCUCCUUCUCCUGGCAGCGGCCAUCUUGGUCAGAGCCCUCUGUUGCUGUCGACAACACCUGGCCACCAAGAAGAGCCAGCUGUCUGUGGCCUAUCACAGCUCUUCGCAGUGCUUCCAGUACUCUAACUGGUCCUCCAGUAUGGCCACCCCAGGGGUGGAGCCGGUCCUGACGGUGAGGUUGGACAGCCGGGACCGACACCGUACCCUCUGCUAAAAGCGAAGCGCUUAUAAGCUGCACUGUAUUCGUCAGAGGACGACGCCGACCUGCGAUGUCGAUGGCAGUGAGAGUCGUGGCGCAGCAAGAUCGACGAACCCUCACUUGCUUUAGUUUACAGCCCCCAGCGGUGAUGAUGACGACAAAGACAUUGUCCUAAAUUGCUGAGUGAUAUUUUUUUUUUUUUUUUGGCAAAGGAAACACUGUGGUCUCUCUCUCACACACACACACACGCUCUCUAAUGGAUGUAGCUUCGGUUGCUGUUUUUCCUUCCCUGUUCCAUUAAGGAGUUUUGCUGUUGACAUUUCACACUAUGCUGCUCCUGAUGAGAGGACUGAAGUCUGAGUAAGUUAUUUGUCUGAACAGCUUGAUUCGGACCAUUGAGUACCGUCUGGCUCCUCAUAACCCCAACGGUCCUUCUGGAAUGACCCCAGCGUGGACAUACACACAGGCAUGUGAGGGGGAAGAGGACGGGGAGGGGAUUCUGAGCUGGUUCUGCUGCAAGGAGCCAGCCAGAGCUGCCAAACCACGAGGCAAAAACAAGACCCCAGAGACACGAGGAACCCUGCAGUGCUGAGAGAGGCAGAGACGUGGGGGAGGGAGGGGGGAGAAAACUGCUAGCUGUGGAAAUGAUCUGGCAAGGCCCAGAAAAUGAAGCUCUUGGUAUCUCUGUAAUAACACAACCACAGGAUAGUUGCAAUAUGAGUUGUGCCAAUAGCGAGGGUGUUUGUAAGAGAGCAGAAACGGGAUGUGUGGAAGAGGGGGGGGGGGUCCAUUGUCCUUUUCAACAAAGCAUGUGCACAUUUACAAAAAAAAAACUCACAAAAAUACAAAACAAAGGAAUGCAAAUCCAUCAUACUUAAAAAGUCCUGCUUCGCAAACGGAGAUAACCAGCUCCGUUUGAUUGAACGUCUCAUCUUUCUCUCGAUAAAGGCAUCAGUCAGUGAUGGAUGCGGCCGUCUUCAGUGUUUCAGUGUUUCGUCUUGAUUCUCUUGUGUAAUAAAGCACGUUGUUCCACUCCCAUUCAUGCUUCAUACCACCCACUCCAGUUGUUCUCCGUGUCUUUGAGCCGCCCAGAUGAAAGCCGUGCCUGAGCCGAGCCUUGUCGUGUUUUCCAGUGUGAAUAUGUGCUUGUUGUUUUUAGGGUUGUAAAUAGACACAUCUGUCUGCCAUCGCCGCUUCGGUCCUUGAUUUACGCUCCUACAAAUCCCACAAUGCCACCGGACCAGCUGGAAGCCAUAAGCGAAGUGGUUUUGCCGUAUGUGUUCAUCCUUGAGAGGAAUCCAAGAUAUUAUAAAAACCAGAGCAGAGAGUUUCAGCCAUUCAGGGUUGGGCUUUUUUUUUCCUUCUUCUUUUCCUUUUUAGUGCCAUAAGAUGCCAUUAUUGGCCGGUGACAUAAAAUAAGACACAGCUAAUGCACUCCUCGCUAAUAUUUAACACAUAUGGGAUCUAAAAGCCCAUUUUUAUCGUGUAAUUGUCACCGAGAUCGACACACUGGCGGCAAUUUCUCUCUCAUCAGUUGGUACAGAGGUGAUGAGAUUUGACACGAGCUCAAUUUAACACCCUGGAUUGAAUGAAAUUGAGGUCUUCACUCUGUAGCUUAACGGGGCGUGCUUUCCCUGGUUUGUCACUGCUGCAAAAAUCCAUCACCUACAAGCCCGCAGCUCAGCAGAAAUGCACCUCAAUUUGUUGUCACAAUUUAGAAGCUCCACUUUUUUUUUUGGCACACUGUGCCCAUGUGCUUUUAAAUCAACUUGGGGGGAGGAGGGACCGGACACCCUACUCGAGCCAUCUCAACACCAUUAUGCUUCCAAGCCUCUAAUAGUCAUAAUUAGUUAAUGGACAGAUAACAUUUAUUAGGGCUGCGGUAAGCACUUUUCCCUCCCAUCCACCGCACCUCGAUCGCCCAAUCCCCUGCCAACUACCAGUUGCCCUGGAAACAGUAUUAAUAAUGCCGGUGGCCAUCAGAGACCACCAGAUCUAGACGUGUGCCUUGCCAAGCAGCUACUCCCACUCCUGACUGCUUGCCAAAAGCAAGAGAGCCCAAACACACACUCACACGCGCGGACACAAAUGUGCACAAAGUUAAAAGAAAACCCAUCUAAAGUUUAAGUACUCUCAGGCUAUUGGGCUCGAACAGUGCUGGGAGGGAGGGCUUGCCACAAUUCAGACACUCACAUCCACGUCAAUGUUCAGUUCACACCACCUGGCAGAUCUGUUACUUUCACACAAAGCACGAGCAACUGCUGACAUUUUGUCUCCAUUAUUUUUCUUUUCUUUGAUGAUCUAAUGCACCGGUCGAACAGUAAUGAUGAUUUCAGCAGCGAUAAUGACGGGAAUUGUUAAUGGUUUGAUGACAUGUUUGCAUUGUUAUUCACACUGAAUGAGCAGUCUUACACCAUCGAUAUACCAUGUGAUGACUGUGUGUUUGACAGGAAUGUAUCUGAAUGAUCUUUAUUAUUAAUAAAGUCAUAUUUUUCUAUUUAUAAGUGUGUGUAUGAGUAUGAGUGUGUAAUAUCAAAACUAGCAGCAAAUAUGAAGCAGUUAACGGUAUGCAAAGGGUUGCUGUUAUUUCUGGUGAUUGUGUAAAAAGACACUGAACUCGAGUUAGACACUUGGCGAGCAUUUAAAGGAAACCUUGUGGAGGCAAACGCCGAGCCAUGUUUUCAUUUAUUUGUUGUAAUUAUAGCUAGAAUUAUGCAUAAAUCGGAUUGGUGUUUAAAGUCAGUGUGUCCUGUGCUUCUGUC
This is a messenger RNA of Oreochromis aureus, 6247 nucleotides long. RefSeq names its product neuropilin 2a (gene nrp2a). The transcript is spliced from 17 exons. The coding region runs from base 846 to 3500 and encodes 884 amino acids. Gene Ontology annotation, molecular function: vascular endothelial growth factor receptor activity; semaphorin receptor activity. The record is from RefSeq and is a predicted model, not a curated record. Lineage: Eukaryota; Metazoa; Chordata; Actinopteri; Cichliformes; Cichlidae. Gene Ontology annotation, cellular component: membrane. Gene Ontology annotation, biological process: vascular endothelial growth factor signaling pathway; axon guidance; angiogenesis.